AUGCGGGCUGUUUCAAGUGGUGACAGAGACAAAGUGGAGUCGUUGCUCCGUGACGGAGCUGACUUAAAUCCUUCACCUUCCGUGUUUAAGACCACUCCCCUGAUUGUGGCCUGUGGUACCAAAGGAAGCUACAAAAUAGCAUGUCUGCUGUUAGAAGAAGGAGCUGAUCCAAACCUUGGAAAUGAUGAAGGCUGGACUCCACUAAUGGGAGCAGCAAAAAGCGGGCAUUAUCGUACUGUUGGUGUAUUAUUGGAGGGAGGAGCUCACCCUGAUAUACAUACUCCAAAAGGGUGGACAGCACUGAUGGAAGCAGUGGACAAAGGUCAUGGGGACAUUGCUCUGAGGAUAAUCGAGGCUGGAGCAACUCCACAUAUCCAACACAAGGUCAACAAAACAAAUGCUCUGCUGCUAGCUACUGAGCACGACAAGCUGGACAGGGUCGUGCAUGCUCUACUGGACCGUAUGGACUCUUCUUCCCACUUAGAUCUUCAGAAUAGUGAGGGGGAUACUGCUCUUCUGAUUGCAUUCAAGAAAAACAAAGUUCAACUGGUUAAACGGCUACUCUCUAUGGGAGCUAACCCAAACAUCAGUAACAAAAAUGGGGAAAACCCCUGUUAUUAUUGCUCAGGGAGAAGACAAAAGAGAAAUUUUGGAUCUCUUGCAAAGCUGUGCCAGACCAAUAGUAAGUAG
Geodia barretti is the source of this 690-nucleotide messenger RNA. NCBI's taxonomy places the organism in Eukaryota, Metazoa, Porifera, Demospongiae, Tetractinellida, Geodiidae. The record is from the annotation of a GenBank genome assembly.